GGGAGGGUCUGGAGCAGGCAUCAGUUGCUUCUGUAGUUUGCCUGAGACUUCACGGUUAGCUAAGCAAGCCAGCUGCAUUUUUUCGUGUGCCACGCUCGUCAAUUAAACAAAAAUCACCGAAAUCAUCAUGAACUCUCUGAUCUUGUUGCCAUUGUGCUUCGCUGCCUGCAUGGCCAGCGUGUUCCCUGUUGGUCUCCACAAGCAGUACGUGCACCACGAGCACCUCGUGGCACCCGUGGUCCACAAGACUGCCCACGUGGCACGCAGUCAGUACCACAGCCAGGACAACUUCGGGCAGUACAGCUACGGAUACGCCGAGCCCAACGGUGCCAAGAAGGAGACUCGUCAUGCUGACGGCACCGUUGUUGGUUCUUAUUCUCACCCGUUGCCCGAUGGCUCCUUCUUGACCAACAACUACGUCGCUGACGAAUACGGCUUCCGCUCUUCCCUGGCCCCGACCGCCCACAAGGACUUCGCGCCCGUCGUCAAGGCCGCCUACGACGUGACCGCCCCCAUUGUGGCCCACUCUGUCGGCGCCUAUGCUGUCCCACGACCCGACAUCCACCUCACCAAGCGCGUCGACGCCUUCGUCCCGGCUGCUGCUUAUGCUUACCCGACUUACGCUCAGCCUGCUGCCUAUGGCUACGGUGUCCCAGCUCUGGCCCCAAUGCUGUCGCACGACCCGACAUCCACCUCACGAAGCGCGUCGACGCCUUCGUCCCGGCUGCUGCUUAUGCUUACCCGACUUACGCUCAGCCUGCUGCCUAUGGCUACGGUUCACCCGUUGCCCGAUGGCUCCAUCUUGACCAACAACUACGUCGCUGACGAAUACGGCUUCCGCUCUUCCCUGGCCCCGACCGCCCACAAGGACUUCGCGCCCGUCGUCAAGGCCGCCUACGACGUGACCGCCCCCAUUGUGGCCCACUCUGUCGGCGCCUAUGCUGUCCCACGACCCGACAUCCACCUCACCAAGCGCGUCGACGCCUUCGUCCCGGCUGCUGCUUAUGCUUACCCGACUUACGCUCAGCCUGCUGUCUAUGGCUACGGUGUCCCAGCUCUGGCCCCAUACAACGCAUACCGCAAAUAUUACUAAGUCUUUCACACGGAUGAGAAAAAGAAAAAAAAAACCUGGUGAUUUUUUGAGAAUUCGGGUCCUUGAUUGUAUAGAGGACACGAGUUCUUGAAAAAUUGCUUCUAGUUCAGCGUGUUUUUACGUCCUUCUGAUGAGGACCUGGUUUUUGCGAACCCGGGUGGAAACGUUUUUAUUUUGUACUCUGACGUGUCUGCAUAUUCCUGUUUGCUUGUUCAUGUCGAGGAGGGAAACAUCGAAUGGC
Molecule: messenger RNA, 1334 nt
Organism: Notodromas monacha
Lineage: Eukaryota; Metazoa; Arthropoda; Ostracoda; Podocopida; Cyprididae
Source: the annotation of a GenBank genome assembly